CAACCCCUGCCGCUGUAAGGUAGAGCUGCCGGGAUCCCGGUGUUCCGUUUGGAGGAAUCAUCUGAGAAAACCCCGCUUUGCGUUCAUCGGAUCACCCAAGUUCAUUAUUUUCUGCAUUUGGAGAGAUUUUGCACCCAAAUUACGCAUGGAAUGGUUCUGGGGGGAUUGGAGUAGAAAUGCAGCGCCGGACUUUCAGCCCGCAACAAAAAACAUGUCCAACUUACACUGCAAGCCCAUCUAUGACAUCCUGUUUUAUCCUUUACGACUUUGAUACAAGUGAAAUUUGCUCGGACAUCGACGAGGAGUGAAAGAAACUAAAAAUCCACCGUUUCCAUCCGAGGGACGCUGUUCUCGCUGCAGACGCUCGUGUACCGGAAAAAAAAAAAACCUCUGCAUUUGGGAUUUUGUGUUUUUUGAUGGAGCUGGAGAACAUAGUAGCCAACACUGUACUGCUAAAAGCCAGAGAGGGUGGAGGAGGAAAACGGAAAGGAAGGAGCAAAAAAUGGAAAGAGAUCCUUCGCUUUCCCCAUAUAAGCCAGUGUGCUGAACCUGGAAAAACUACCGAGAGGGAUUAUGCCAGUAUUUGUGAGAAACAACCAAUUGGACGGCGUCUUUUCCGUCUUUACUGUGAGACCAGGCCCAACCUGCAACGAUGCAUCCAGCUACUGGACGCAAUGGAAGACUACGAGGUAACACCUGAUGAAAAUAGAAAAAACAGAGGGGAACAAAUCAUCAAGGCUUUUCUCUCAAAACAAUCACCACAGCGAGUGGACAUAGCAGAAGUUUUUGCAGAGCAAUGUCGAGAGAACCUUGAGCACAGUCCUUGUAAGGAAAUCUUCAGCAACUGCCGCAAGGCUGUCCAUGACUACCUGAGCGGAGCUCCAUUUUCAGACUACCAGAACAGCAUGUACUUUGACCGCUUCCUGCAGUGGAAGAUGCUGGAGAGGCAACCCAUCACUAAAGACACGUUCAGACAGUACCGAGUGCUCGGGAAGGGGGGGUUCGGAGAGGUGUGUGCAUGCCAGGUCAGAGCAACAGGGAAGAUGUAUGCCUGCAAGAAGCUGGAGAAGAAGAGGAUCAAGAAGAGGAAAGGGGAGUCUAUGGCUCUCAACGAGAAGCAGAUUUUAGAGAAAGUCAACAGCAGAUUUGUUGUGAGCUUAGCGUAUGCAUAUGAGACCAAAGAUGCUCUGUGUCUGGUGCUGACCAUCAUGAACGGUGGAGACCUGAAGUUUCACAUCUACAACAUGGGCACACCGGGAUUCGAGAAAGACAGGGUCCAGUUUUACGCUGCUCAGAUCGGCUGUGGACUCAACCAUUUGCACAUGGAAUCUAUUGUCUACAGAGAUUUGAAACCGGAGAACAUCCUUUUAGAUGACAACGGACACAUUCGCAUUUCUGACCUGGGGCUGGCCAUCAAAGUGCCUGAUGGAGAACUCAUCAGAGGCAGGGUGGGGACAGUAGGCUACAUGGCUCCGGAGGUGAUCAACAAUGAAAAAUAUGCCAUGAGUCCUGAUUGGUGGGGUUUGGGCUGCCUCAUUUACGAGAUGACUGCCGGACGAUCGCCCUUUCGCGCUCGCAAAGAACGAGUAAAGCGGGAGGAGGUGGAGAGGAGGGUGCAGGAGGAAGAGGAGGAGUACAACGACAAGUUUACAGAGGACACCAAGGCAAUCUGUAGGAUGCUGCUCACCAAAGACCCUAAGCAGAGGCUGGGGUGCAAGGCGGAUGGAGCAGAGGGCGUUAAGGCCCACUCAUUCUUCAAAAACAUCAACUUCAAGAGGAUGGAGGCUGGAAUAGUGGAGCCUCCCUUUGUACCUGAUCCUAGGGCAGUGUACUGCAAGGAUGUUUUGGACAUAGAGCAGUUCUCCACAGUCAAGGGAGUAAAUUUGGACCAAACUGACAACGACUUCUACUCCAAAUUUGCUACAGGCAGUGUUUCCAUCCCAUGGCAGAAUGAGAUGAUAGAAACUGAGUGUUUCAGAGAUUUGAAUGUGUUUGGGCCUCAAGGGACGAGACCUCCGGAUCUGGACUGGAAUCAGCCUCCAGAGCCACCCAGACGCAGCCUGCUGGACAGGAUCUUCCGGAGGCAUCACCCAGAGGUGUCUAUUUCCAACAGCCGUGUGCAGUCUUCCAGUGUAAAUUCUGUGGACUCUAUGUCCAACUCUGCCCCCUAGUGGCGCAGUGAUAGCCUGGGAGCCAUACACAAGGAAGGGAGCUCGGAAGGGCUUCCCCACUGCUGAUUGGUCCACAACUGGGCCUGAGCAGCAGCUGGAGACAGCCUGUCUAGGAGCCUAAAUGGUCAGCCCAUGGGGAGGG
This is a messenger RNA of Cololabis saira (Pacific saury), 2313 nucleotides long. It is a transcript of the gene grk5l, whose product is annotated as G protein-coupled receptor kinase 5 like. The transcript is spliced from 16 exons. NCBI's taxonomy places the organism in Eukaryota, Metazoa, Chordata, Actinopteri, Beloniformes, Belonidae. Gene Ontology annotation, biological process: protein phosphorylation; signal transduction; regulation of signal transduction. Gene Ontology annotation, molecular function: G protein-coupled receptor kinase activity; ATP binding. Gene Ontology annotation, cellular component: cytoplasm. The record is from RefSeq and is a predicted model, not a curated record. The coding region runs from base 417 to 2171 and encodes 584 amino acids.